AUGCAUUUCUACUCAUGUCUUCUCUCGAUGAUAUAUUACUUUCUUUGCUUUUUUUCUGUCAUUUCUAAAUGUCUUUCUUUAUUGAUUUCUUUUCGUUCCGUUAAUACAUCACCCACAACCUUCUCUCUCUCUUUUUUGAGUACUCUCUCUAUUUCUCUGACAUUCCGUUUCCUUUCCUCCCUCCCACCCUCUCGGGAUAAUAGUUCCACUUUUCUUAUUUUCUUUCCUUUUCUCUGUCUAUCGCUUUCCGCCCUCUUCCAUACUGGAUCUUCCAUAUUUCUCUCCUUCUUCUCUCUCUUUUGUCCCUCUCACUCAUUGCCAUACGUGAUGUUCCAUAUUUCUCUCUUUCCUUCACCAUUCUUUCAUUUGUUACCCCUCACUCAUUGCCUUAUACGACCUUUCACAUCUCUCUCUUUCCUUAGCAGUCUCUCUCUUGUCCCCCUCACUCAAUGUCAUACACAAUCUUCCGUAUCUCUCUCCUUUCUUAAGCAGUCUCUCUCUUGUCCCCCUCACUCAAUGUCAUACACAAUCUUCCCAGUCUCUCUUUUUCCUCCCUCAUUCGAUGUCAUACACAAUCUUCCGUAUCUCUCUGCUUUCUUAAGCAGUCUCUCUCUCUCUUUCCUCUCUCAUUCGAUGUCAUACACAAUCUUCCGCAUCUCUCUCCUUUCUAAAGCAGUCUCUCUCUUGUCCCCCUCACUCAAUGUCAUACACAAUCUUCCUCACACACGAUCUUCCAUAUCUCUCUCCUUUCCUAAGCAGUCUUUUUCGUCCCCCUCACUCAAUGUCAUAGACGAUCUUCCGUAUCUCUCUCUUUUAAUCUUUUUUGCACUUUUUACUCGCAUCUUUCUGCACCGCCACCGACCUUUGCCUCUUCAGAUCACACUGCCUCCUCUUUCUUUAUCAACCCUUUUUUUUCUUCUUUCUAUCUUUCUUUCUUGA
This is a messenger RNA of Acanthosepion pharaonis, 939 nucleotides long. Lineage: Eukaryota; Metazoa; Mollusca; Cephalopoda; Sepiida; Sepiidae. The record is from the annotation of a GenBank genome assembly.